Molecule: messenger RNA, 2130 nt
Organism: Neomonachus schauinslandi (Hawaiian monk seal)
Lineage: Eukaryota; Metazoa; Chordata; Mammalia; Carnivora; Phocidae
Gene: PODXL2
Product: podocalyxin like 2
Exons: 8
Coding region: 1-1824 (607 amino acids)
Source: RefSeq, a predicted model, not a curated record
AUGGGCUGGCUGCUUCGGGCCGCCGGGCUGCCGCCGCUGUUGCCACCGCUGCUGCUGCUGCUGGCUGGGGGAGCGUCCCUGGGCACGUGUGCAGCUGGGUCCGAUGAGCCUGGCCCAGAGGGCCUCACCUCCACCUCCUUGCUGGACCUCCUGCCACCCACGGGCCUGGAGCCACUGGACUCAGAGGAGCCCAGUGAAGCCAUGGGAUUGGGAGCUGGCCUGGGAGCCCCUGGCUCGGGUUUUCCCAGUGAAGAGAGUGAAGAGUCGCGCAUUCUGCAGCCACCACAGUACUUCUGGGAAGAGGAGGAGGAGCUGAAUGACUCCAGUCUGGACCUGGGACCCACUGCAGACUACGUCUUUCCAGACUUGACUGAGAAGGCGGGUCCAAUAGAAGACACCAGCCAGGGUCAAGAAGUGCCGAGUCUGCCCUCCCCCUUGCCCAAGAUGAACCUGGUGGAGCCACCGUGGCAUAUGGCUCCUGGCGAGGAGGAAGAGGAAGAGGAGGAAGAGGAGGAGGAGGAGAGGGAAAAGGAGGAGGUAGAGAAGGAAGAGGAAGAGGAAGAAGAGGAGCUGCUGCCUGUGAACGGAUCCCAAGAAGAAGCACAAACUCAGGUCCACAGCUUUUCUCCCACCAGCAGCAGCCAGAUGCCUGGGGCUGCCAAACACAGGCAUGAAGAAUCUGGGGACCAGGCCUCCUCAGAUGUGGAGGUGGGGAGCAGCAUGGAGCCCAGCCUGUCACCACCUGCAGUCACCCCAAGUACAGUGACCCUGGGGGGUCAGGACUUCAUCAGCCAGGAGGCAGGGGGCGCAAUGCUGCAAGUCACAGGGCAUGGGGUAGAGUUUGAGGCCCCUCAGGAAGUAAGCGAGGAGGCCACUGUGGGAGCAGUGGGGCUGGCUGGCAAGCAAGGGGAGGUGCCGUCCUUGGCGUCAUUCCCUCAAACAGAAGCUCCCAGUGGGGCUGAGAGCCCAGAUGAAGACCCCCUUUACCUUGGAGUCUCAGCCUCUUUCCCCCUGGCCCCCCGAGAUGUGGAGCUGACACCUUCCUCUGCUACCUUGGGGCGAGAAGACCUGAGCCAGCAGCCCCAGGAAGGACAGGCUGCCGAAGCCCAGUCCAGAAUACCCUGGGAUUCUACUCAGGUGAUCUGCAAAGACUGGAGCAAUCUGGCCGGGAAGAACUACAUCAUUCUGAACAUGACGGAGAAUGUAGACUGUGAGGUGUUCCGGCAGCACCGAGGGCUGCAGCUUCUGGCCCUGGUGGAGGAGGUGCUGCCCCGCCAUGGCAGUGGCCAUCAUGGGGACUGGCACAUCUCCCUGAGCAAGCCCAGCGAGAAGGAGCAGCACCUUCUAAUGACCUUGGUGGGCGAGCAGGGGGUGGUGCCCACUCAAGAUGUCCUUUCCAUGCUGGGUGACAUCCGAAGGAAUCUGGUGGAGAUUGGCAUCCAGAACUACUCCACUACAAGCAGCUGCCAGGCACGGGCCAGCCAGGUGCGCAGCGACUAUGGGACGCUCUUUGUGGUGCUGGUGGUCAUCGGGGCCAUCUGUGUCAUCAUCAUCGUGCUGGGCCUGCUCUAUAACUGCUGGCAGCGCCGGCUGCCCAAGCUCAAACACGUGUCACACGGCGAGGAGCUGCGCUUCGUAGAGAACGGCUGCCACGACAACCCCACGCUGGACGUGGCCAGCGACAGCCAGUCGGAGAUGCAGGAGAAGCAGCCCAGCUUGAACGGCGGCGGGGCUGUCAACGGCCCGGGGGGCUGGAGCGCGCUCAUGGGGGGCAAGCGGGACCCCGAGGACUCGGACGUGUUCGAGGAGGACACGCACCUGUGAGGGCGCCCGCCCGCCGGCAGCUCUGGUCCGCUGUGACCCCGCGACCGUGCCCUCGCCCCGUUGGGGCUGCGCCGGGACGAGCGGGGCGGACCCGGAGCGGACAGCCGCGCCUCCCCUCCCCUCCCGGCCCCGGCCGCUGUCCCGCAGCCCGGCCCUCGCUGCGGGGUCUUCCCGCUUCCCACCGACUCACGGAACAGUCUCGGCACAGCCCUCCCCAUUUCCACCUGACGCCCCGAGGGGCUUGUCCCGGAACUGCCCCGCUUCCCCGGCCGCGCCCCGGGACCCCCAUUAAAGCCGCCCGGAGAC